Molecule: messenger RNA, 2965 nt
Organism: Toxorhynchites rutilus septentrionalis
Lineage: Eukaryota; Metazoa; Arthropoda; Insecta; Diptera; Culicidae
Gene: spel1
Product: DNA mismatch repair protein spellchecker 1
Exons: 7
Coding region: 123-2867 (914 amino acids)
Biological process (GO): mitotic recombination; mismatch repair
Cellular component (GO): nucleus; MutSalpha complex
Molecular function (GO): ATP binding; mismatched DNA binding; ATP-dependent DNA damage sensor activity
Source: RefSeq, a predicted model, not a curated record
AUUUACCCGCGCUGGCAUGAUUUGUUUAUGUUGUUCGUCUUUGGUGGUUGUUUUAAGUUGCUUUGUGAGGAGUGCUGAUUACAGAGUUUUGUUUUACAAAAUAACGAAUAACUUGUAUAGCAAUGGCCAGCUUGAAACCAUUGCAAUGUCUCAAUCUAGAUGCCAAUCAACAGAAAAACUUCAUGACAUUCUUCAAGACUUUACCUGAUAAACCCGCAACAACAAUAAGAUUCUUCGAUCGCGCAGACUAUUACAGUUGCCAUGGCCCCGAUGCAGAGUUCGUGUCGAAGAGCGUUUUCAAAUCUACGAACAUGGUCAAGAUUAUGGCUCCGAGCGGAUGGGACUAUGAACUGCCAUACGUUGUGUUGAGCAAGAACAAUUUCGAGAGCUUUUUGCGGGACCUCUUGUUGGUCCGCAACUAUCGGGUAGAUGUGUUCACCAAUAAAGGACCCAUAAAGACGUCCAAUGAGUGGGUGCUAGAGUUCAAAGGAUCGCCUGGAAAUUUGAUGCAGUUCGAGGAUAUACUUUUUGCCAACAAUGAUAUGGUUUCAGGAUCUGCAUUGAUUGCCUUGCACGUGAAGCAACAAAAUAAACAGAGAGUCAUUGGAUUAUCUUGCGUGGAACCAAAUGAUCGAAUGUUUUCAGUAUCAGAAUUUGUGGAUAAUGACUUUUAUUCUGAGCUGGAAGCGUUAGUAGUCAUUCUCAGCCCGAAAGAAUGCAUUUUGCCGAUCGGAGACCCUGAGAACAACCGCAUCAAAACUUUAAUGGAGAGAAACAAUAUUGUUGUUACACUGAAGAAAAAGCAGGAAUUCUCACUUGAAAAGAAUGAUGUCAUACAAGAUUUGAACAAACUGCUUCGUUUCUCGAAGGGGCAACAGGAGAGUGCAAACUCGAUACCCGAAACAUCGAAAACUUUAGCGUUGUCGGCAUUAGGAGUUUCAAUUCGUUAUUUGGAACUUGUUGAAAAUACCUCGAACCACGGGCAGUAUGAGAUAAAAUUGCUGAAUUUGAACAGAUUCGUUCAUUUGGAUGCGGCUGCGGUUUCCGCAUUGAACUUGUUCCCUGAACCUGGCAGCAACAUGUCAUCCAAGUGGCAAAGUGUUUUGGGUGUACUCGACCGAUGUCGAACUCCUCAGGGACAUCGUUUGAUGGCGCAAUGGCUGAAACAGCCUCUACGCAGCAUGGAUAUGAUAAAGGAUCGUCAUGAUAUUGUCGAGUGUUUGGUUGAUAGCACAGCUACGCGAACCGAACUACACGACCUUCACAUGAAGCGCCUGCCGGACGUUCUUAUCAUAAUUAGGAAACUCCUCAGGAAGAAAGCCUCUCUGCAGGAUAUGUUUCGGUUGUAUCAAAUCAUUCUUAGGAUUCCCAAGAUUCUACACAUUCUGAGCACACUAGAAAAUACUGCCAUUCGAAGCAUCAUCUACAGCCCAAUGAAGGAUACGUUGGGAGAUUUGAAAUUGUUCAAAUCUAUGGUUGAACAAGUUUUAGAUUUGGAAGCCGUCGAAAGGGGUGAAUAUCUUGUGAAACAUACGUUCGAUGACCGACUAAAGGAGCACAAAGAGCAAAUGGAUGAAGUUGUGAGCAAGAUGAAAAGGCAACUUUCAAAAGUUGCUAAUGACCUUGAUCUGGAGGAAGGCAGUUCCAUCAAACUAGAUUACGUUGGUCAUCAUGGUUACCAUUUCAGAAUAUCACUCAAAGAUGAAACAAAAAUCCGUAAAGAUUCCAAAUACCAGAUUUUGGAUGCUGUUAAAGGCGGGGUUAGGUUCACAAACGAAAAACUAGCAGAUCUUAAUGGUGAUUUUGGCGACUCAAAAAGGUCUUACGAAGAACAACAGAAAUCGAUUGUGGAGGAAGCUGUGAGAAUUGCAAUCGGUUACAUCGAACCAUGGACGAUUUUGAACAAUCAAAUUGCCCAGCUGGAUUGUUUUUUGAGUUUUGCUAUAGCCGCUGUGAACGCACCAGAGCCAUAUGUGCGACCAAAAAUGUUUAAUGAAGGAGAAGGGCGGCUGAAAUUGACCCAAUUGCGUCAUCCUUGUAUAGAAUUACAGGAAGAUGUUAACUUCAUACCGAAUGAUGCGGUUCUUCUCAAAGAUCAGACGAUUAUGUACAUUAUUACGGGUCCCAAUAUGGGUGGUAAAAGUACUUUCAUUCGCUCAGUAGGAGUGGCGGUGUUGAUGGCUCAUGUUGGCUCAUUCGUUCCAUGUUCGCAAGCCGAAAUAACAAUUGUGGAUUGUAUUCUUGGUCGGGUAGGUGCGAACGACAAUCUCAGCAAGGGACUGAGUACCUUCAUGGUUGAAAUGGUGGAAACAGCAGGCAUCAUACGAACUGCUACGGAAAAAUCACUGGUUAUAAUAGACGAACUUGGGCGCGGUACUUCGACAUAUGAGGGGUGUGGAAUAGCCUGGGCUAUAGCGGAACAUCUGGCGAAAGAAAUAAAAUGUUUCACACUUUUUGCAACGCAUUUCCAUGAGAUCAGCGAAAUGGCAGAAUCGAUUAGCACCGUGGAGAGUUGUUAUAUGGAUGCCACUGUGGAUGAUGAUAAUUUUACCUUGUUGUAUCAAAUCAAAAAGGGCGUUAUGGAAAAAAGCUUUGGGAUUCAAGUGGCCAAACUAGCGAAUUUCCCUGCUGAAGUUGUGAAGUUGGCACAAAAACUUUACGAAGAAUGUGAGGAUCACUAUGCUCAACUACAAACCGCAAAUGAUCAAGAUGGAAUGGAAACGCUGAAAACAUCAUUGGUAAGAAUUGCUUCCGUGGAUCCUGAUAAUGACGAUUCAAUUCGUGAAAUGCUUCGCGAUGUGCAAAUCACUGUUAAGAAUUCAAAGAGCACAUAUUUUCGUAAAACAUUUAUUAGUCUCCAAACUUGAAAUAGUGGUGUGCUAACAGAAACAUUCAACGAAGCACUGAACAUUCCAAGAAAAUAAAUAAAUCGCUGUUGCCUAACCGCAGCAAAUGUUGUACUAUA